UUGGUUUGGUUUGGACACGCUCAUAUGUUCUUGUUCCUUUGCCCUUCUCCUCCUCCAUAUUUUCUUGUUUUGCAGCUUUUAAUUAAAACCAUAGAAAUUUUGUACACUUGUCUUCUUCUUUCCUCCUUUACCUUAACUUCUCCAUCACUUUUUCUACUGUGCUUAUUCUCUUUGAAGUGAUAAUAUGUCUUUAAGCAUAUUAUCCACCUUUUUUAGGUGAAAAAGAAAAAAAAGUGUCUUGUAAUGUUCCAAGAAUGGAAACCGGUUAUUGUUCAUCAAUCCCCAGAUAGCAAACUUUCCAUUUUCAGUUUCUUAUUUGAAAAGUUUUCUGGGUUUUAGUUAACUUACAUGAAUGAGCCACGAUAGAAUUGGGUUUCAUGAAAAGUGCUUGUAUGUUUCCGCUGUCUCUUUAUAAUGCUCUUUCUGUGGUUGUUAAAAUCUCUGUAUAAGAAUCAAAAUAGUUUUCCUGAAGAAUUUUUCUUUCUGAGUCUCAUUUUAUACUCAGCGGCUUAAAGUGGUGAAACAAUAUAGUUUUUUAAUAAGAAAAUGAUUAGUUCUUUUGAUUCUAAUGGAAGAUAUCACAAUUCUAUAUUGAUGCAUGGAUAUCUUAGAGUCUAAGUGAAAGCAUCUGAAUUCUACACUUGGAUGGUUCAGGAAAAUGACGUAUUCAAUUUACGAGUGUGAUUUAUGAUUUUCUUUUAUAUGUUCUGCUCCAACUGGCGUUGAAUUUAAAGAUAGUUAUACUAUUUCUUUAAAGAUUUGUCCAUCACUCUUUACAGAUUUAAGGUCACGUGUUUGACUAACCCCCUAAAAGGGGGAUAGCCUCUUUGGAGCCAGCUUUCAUGUCCAAGUUGAUGUAGAUUUUUUAAAUAUUUUGUUCACAUGAAACCUGGUUAAAGAAACUAUUGACGGUCCUUUUGCUUCUUGUGGCUUUGAGCGUAUGCCUCAUCAAUUUCAGUUGAUAUGGUGUCUCACACCUACAAAAAAUUUGAACUUUUGGCCUGAUAUGUGAUCAUCUCUGUCCUUCUUUUGUCACAGAUAAAAUCCAGUGAUUGAAACCAUAGCUGUGCUUACCAAAAGAAAGCAAUGGCGUAUGGUAAUUCAAGAUCUGUAAGGUUUAAAGAUGACCUUGAAUUAGCCAAACUCGCAACAGUCAAUGGAGAUGAUGUAAUUAAGCUUAAAUACAAUAUUGAUGGAACACAGUUAUCAGAGUCUAGUUCUAGAAAAUCUGAAAAGGAGAUGCCUGGGAAGAAUGGAAGAUCACUGAAAGCUAAAGUAUUGUCAAGAGUUUUCUCUGAGGACUAUGAGAGAGUGAAGAAGAAAAUAUUGGACCCUCGAGGGCCGACAGUUCGCAUAUGGACUAAGAUGUUUUUAGUAGCUUGCAUAGUUUCUUUGUUUGUAGACCCUUUAUUCUUUUACUUGCCAGUAGUAUCAAAAGAAGCUUGCAUACAUAUUGGAAUACCCCUUGAAAUUGGCCUUACCAUUAUUAGAACUAUAGCUGAUAUCUUUUACAUGAUUCAGAUUUACAUUCGUUUUCGAACUGCUUACGUUGCGCCUUCUUCCCGUGUUUUUGGGAGAGGGGAGCUUGUCAUAGAUUCUAAAAAAAUUUCAGUAAGGUACCUAAAACAGCUCUUCUGGAUUGAUCUUGUUGCUGCACUUCCUCUUCCCCAGGCAUUGAUUUGGUUUGUUAUCCCCAAUCUUGGUGGCUCAACAAUGGCAAAUACUAAAAAUGUCCUUAGGUUCAUAAUCAUUUUUCAGUACCUCCCCAGACUUUUUCUUAUCCUUCCACUUUCAUCAAGAAUUAUUAAGGCCAAUGGUGUUGUGACUGAAACAGCAUGGGCAGGAGCUGCUUAUAACCUAAUGCUAUACAUGCUGGCAAGCCACGUUUUAGGAGCUUGCUGGUAUCUUCUAUCAAUUGAGCGGCAAGAAGCAUGUUGGAGAAGUGUUUGUAAUCUAGAGAGGCCUUCUUGUCGAUAUCAAUAUUUUGAUUGCCACCAGAUGCAUGACCCUCUUAGGGAAUCCUGGUUCAAAACAAGCAAUGUCACAAAUCUUUGUAAACCAGAGAUUGAUUACUAUCAAUUCGGUAUAUUUGGCGACGCUUUGACAUUUGGCGUUACAAUUUCAACAUUCUUCGACAAAUAUUUCUACUGUCUUUGGUGGGGCUUAAAGAACCUCAGUUCAUUGGGACAAAAUCUUUCAACAAGUACUUAUGUAGGUGAAAUAACUUUUGCCAUUGUUGUUGCAACACUUGGUUUGGUUCUUUUCGCGUUGCUGAUCGGGAACAUGCAAAGAUAUUUACAAUCAACAACAGUUCGUUUAGAAGAGUGGAGAAUAAGGAGAACUGAUACAGAACAAUGGAUGCAUCAUAGGCAGCUGCCACCAGAGCUAAAACAGUCCGUCCGUAGAUAUGAUCAGUACAAGUGGGUGGCUACCAGAGGAGUUGAUGAAGAAGCUCUCCUUAAAGGUCUUCCUAUGGAUCUCCGACGAGACAUCAAACGUCACCUUUGCCUUGAUUUAGUUCGGCGAGUUCCACUAUUUGAUCAAAUGGAUGAAAGGAUGCUAGAUGCAAUAUGUGAGAGGCUGAAACCUGCAUUGUCUACUGAAGGCACAUUACUUGUCCGCGAAGGUGACCUUGUCAAUGAGAUGCUUUUCAUAAUCCGUGGUCAUCUUGAUUCUCACACGACCAAUGGUGGUCGUACUGGAUUUUUCAAUUCGUGCCGUAUUGGUCCUGGUGAUUUUUGUGGUGAGGAAUUGCUAACAUGGGCAUUAGAUCCAAGGCCAUGUAUCAUCCUUCCAUCAUCUACUCGCACGGUCAAGGCCAUUUCAGAAGUAGAGGCAUUUGCCUUGAGAGCAGAAGACUUGAAGUUUGUAGCAUCGCAAUUUAGAAGACUACACAGCAAGCAACUAAGACAAAAGUUCAGAUUCUACUCACAUCAAUGGAGAACAUGGGCUGCAUGUUUCAUACAAGCCGCAUGGCGCCGUUAUAAGAAACGAAAGGAAGCCGCCGAACUCAUAGCUAGAGAAGACCCCACAGCAGCUGAUCCUGAACCUACUUCAGCAAGCACAGGCUUAGCUAUGUAUGCUGCCAGGCUAGCAGCAAGCACUAGAAGAGGUAACAUUAAGUAUUCUGGGUCAGAAAAAAGAGCAGCGAGCUCAUUGCAGAAGCCAGCAGAACCAGAUUUUUCAGUAGAUGAGGACUGAGUCACACAACUUCUGAAGUCAGCCUCAAGCUUAUAUGUACAAAUUUAGCACUUUGUGUACAUUAAAAUUUUAUUAUUUUUGUG
Molecule: messenger RNA, 3284 nt
Organism: Manihot esculenta (cassava)
Lineage: Eukaryota; Viridiplantae; Streptophyta; Magnoliopsida; Malpighiales; Euphorbiaceae
Product: protein CNGC15b
Exons: 7
Coding region: 1087-3201 (704 amino acids)
Biological process (GO): potassium ion transport; transmembrane transport
Cellular component (GO): membrane
Molecular function (GO): protein binding; voltage-gated potassium channel activity
Source: RefSeq, a predicted model, not a curated record